Messenger RNA from Trichomycterus rosablanca, 3776 nucleotides. RefSeq names its product RAB8A, member RAS oncogene family (gene rab8a). Gene Ontology annotation, molecular function: GTPase activity; GTP binding. NCBI's taxonomy places the organism in Eukaryota, Metazoa, Chordata, Actinopteri, Siluriformes, Trichomycteridae. The transcript has 8 exons. Gene Ontology annotation, cellular component: synaptic vesicle; trans-Golgi network transport vesicle; dendritic spine. Bases 32 to 655 code for a protein of 207 amino acids. Gene Ontology annotation, biological process: Golgi vesicle fusion to target membrane; cilium assembly; endocytic recycling. The record is from RefSeq and is a predicted model, not a curated record.
UGCCGGGCGGGAUUUCCGCAAAUUAACAAGUAUGGCGAAAACGUACGAUUAUUUGUUUAAACUGCUGUUGAUUGGAGAUUCGGGAGUCGGGAAGACCUGUGUGUUGUUCAGAUUCUCAGAAGAUGCCUUUAACUCCACUUUUAUAUCAACAAUAGGUAUUGAUUUCAAGAUUAGGACAAUAGAGUUAGAUGGAAAGAAGAUCAAGUUACAGAUAUGGGACACAGCAGGACAGGAGAGGUUCCGAACAAUCACGACGGCAUAUUACAGAGGAGCUAUGGGCAUUAUGCUGGUAUAUGACAUCACCAAUGAGAAAUCCUUUGACAACAUCAAGAACUGGAUCAGAAACAUAGAAGAGCAUGCAUCAGCAGAUGUUGAGAAGAUGAUUUUGGGGAACAAAUGUGACAUCAAUGACAAGCGACAAGUAUCCAAAGAGAGAGGGGAAAAGUUGGCGUUAGAGUAUGGCAUCAAGUUCAUGGAGACGAGUGCGAAGGCGAACAUCAACGUGGAGAACGCAUUCUUAACACUCGCCAGAGACAUCAAAGCAAAGAUGGAUACGAAACUGGAGGGCAACAAUCCACAGGGCAGCAGUCACGGAGUGAAGAUCACCACUGAGCAACAGAAAAAGAGCAGUUUCUUCCGCUGUGUUCUACUGUGAAGACAAAGGCCUUACCGUCCACCAUUCCUGGGGCUGGACUCAACUGGACUGUGCUCCUGAUUUUAGCACUUCUAUUUCUCUCUACCCUUCCUCCCUGGAUCUCUCUCUCUCUCUCUCUUUUACUUUCUCUUUACUCUUGCUUUUUUCUGCAUUAAUCUUCAUCCAGCCCUGACACAGUUGGGAUCAGCUCUGCUCCUCUAAUCUGCUUCCACUGAAUCACUGGCGACACCGUCUCUUCCAGUUUUUUUUCCUGAUGAAGCCAUGCUCGUUGUUUUUCCACUUAAGGUUCAAGAGCAAAGUGGGAAACGUGUCCGAGUUGCAGCAAUAAUUACUUGCACCUCUUAAAGGGUUUUGAUAAGUGCACCGCUGCCAAAAUCCAUUUGAUCUGACAUGUUGAGCCAGUUAUUCACAAUCAUUCCUUUUGUAUUCUCUCAUUUCACGGACAAAUAUCAAAUAUUUUAUUUUGUUCAUCGCUUUGCUGCUUUGUUUGUUUUGGGGUUUUUUCUUUUUUGCUCUCCUCACAACUCGCCCUUGUCGUGUCGAUAGUCUUUGGUUACUGUCUGUGGAGUUUGGCAUGUUUACCCUGUGACCUGUGGGCAUUUUAUUUUUCUUCCAUUUCCAAGAGAACAUGCCACUAGUUGGAUUGGCUACUCUAAAUUGCCCUCGGGAUAUAAGUAAGUGUGUGAUUCUUUAAAGCACUGGCACCUGGUCCAGUUCCUGCCCCAUUGCUUACUAGAAAGGGUUUCACAUUUACUGUGACCCUGACCAAUGAAUAAGUUCAUGUUUUGAUUUAUUUUCUGGACGGCAUUUUAAUAUCGUCAUGUUGACAGAGUGGACCCUAGCUUUUCUCUCGAUUGACCAAUCCUGAGUCACAGCCACUUGUGUCUGGUUUAUUCAUUUACAAAGCUUUCGGAUGAUCUGGUGGAUGUGCAGAGGGGGCAAGACAAAAAGGAAAAGUGUGGAAAGUGUGUGGUGGAGCUUUGACAGGUCUGUACUCUGACAAAUUCCAUACUGAACUGGGAACUGGACCCACUGCAACCCUGACUGUGCCUAAACAGUUAGUAACAAUAAAUAAGUAUACAUAGUUUACAGUAUGUACUUAAGGUUGCUGCCUCUGUUUGCAUAGAAAGCUGUCCGAUUAGUGAAAUGCUACCAAAUCGUAUGUGCAUUUUUCAGUAGUGAGGUGGUAAUGUCAUUCCAUUUUAAAUAAAUAAGUAAUAAGGAGAUUUUUAUCGUAUGAGUAUCAGGACAACACUGAUAAAAACUGAUAGAUACAUAUUUUCCUAACAUAAACUUUUUAAGUAAUCCAUAUUAUAUAUAUUUUUCAGUCCCUUUAAAAAAACGAAAGUGAAGUGUUUCUAACAAGUUAGUGUUUAAUGGAUCAUGGUUUUUCUAACUUUAUCUCCAUGGUUUUUUUUUGUAAACAGUCAAUGUAACACUGAACACCUCUUUAGUGUUUACUGCUCCCACAAACUCCCACCCCUGUUUAUAACCAUUAAUUUAGCUGGCUGUUAGAGGCAUUUCUAAAAAAAAAUUAACCAGACUUACAUUUAUCCAGCGUCAUGUCUGGUUUUAAAAACCGGGAUUGUCCUGCAUUUCCUACCGCCUAUUUCUUGCCGGCUCUAAGCUGAAAACUACUAGAAAUUUAAAAAAGAAAGAAGGUAAAAUGCUCCAGGCCGUCCAACCCAGGAAUAAAUGAAGUCUAAACGUUAUCUUCAUAUAGUCUUUUCCUGGUUUGGACUGUAGGUGGCAUUAUGUACGCAACAAGAUCUGUCAGUGCUGCUGCGCUCACUCGGGUGCGAAUAGAUUAGAUUCACAUGAAUGGAUCUGUAAUCUGAUGAGAGAACUGAUCCACUGCGCGGUGCUCAGAACCAUUAUUGUUCUUCCAUUGGCUUGAUCAAGUCAUGUAAUCAAGGUAUACUAUAUGAGUCCAUGAGUUGGUGCUGCAUAGCAACAUUGGUCCUGGUGAUCUGGGUUUAAGCCUUACCUCCAGUUGCUGUGAGAUGGUUGAGGUACUCUGGUUUCCACCCACAUCCUAAAAUAUGUAGAAGGUGGGUUGGCUGCUCUAUGUUUCCCUUGGGUGUGAGUGCAUUUGAAGGGGUUUAAUGUAAAGGAAUGGUUGGAAAAUUAUUCUGUGUUGGGGCUCUACAAGCAGCUUUUUUGUCAUUUUGCGGAAAAAAACACUUGCUUUUACCCAAAGAAUCCUGAGCUUGUCUGUGUCUCCAUAUCAUGCCAGUCCAACCUCCAGCCCACGUCCAUGACACCCUGUUCCCUCUGCCCUUUGAUCUUCAACCAUUUGUCUUAAUUACUAAUACUUGAUCUGUCAUUUUAGAUCUAUGCAUCAUGAAGUUGACAUUUUUGACCUCUAUACGUAUUUCUGCAUAUUUUUCUCGACGACUGCAGUAGUGUGUUUUUUUGUCGUUUUUUUAUAUAUAUAUAUUUCUAAAAAACAUUCCCAUAAUUUGUCCUGCCUCUCCCCUGUAUUGCUUUCCUGUUUUCUUUUGUGCAAUCUGGGCUCUUUAAUAAGAGACGUGUAAAGACUGUAUUGGGUGAGAAAUUUCACCAGUCCUGAGUGCAUUUGCUUUGUUAACCUGUAAUGCAGUAGAUGAUCUGGCCUUGCGUACAGACGACUCGUCUAAUAAUUCAAUCCAGUGUUGGUUUUCCACUCUGUAUUUUCACACUCCGGAGGGCACCUUGAUUCUUUACUGAAAGUUGAGUGCCUUCUCUCGAGUCAGAAUUAUGUGGAUUGGAAAACAUUUUUAAAAGUAGGAUGUGAUAGAGGCUGUCAGUGCUUCCUUAAGUUCCAUCAGUUUUGCAAGCUGCAUUUAUUCCCUUAAUGUUGCUCCAAGCAGCAGAUCAGUCCUGAUCUUGUGUUGAAAUUGCUGUCAUGGAUAUCAUUUCCAGUUCUUUUUAUUCCCACGUUCAUGUAAUUGUCAUUUGCGAGGUGAUUAGGUAGAAGAAGGUUGUUACAUUUUGAAAAAAGAAAAAAAAAACUAAAGAAAAAAGGAACAAUUGUAAAUAACACUCUAAACAGAUCUACUUAAAUUGUACUGUACUUUCUAAAAAUCAUAUUGAAAAAAGUCUACAAUUUUGUAGAUUUAUUAAAAUAAGAUUCUUUUAA